GGGAACUGUAACGCCGUCAAAAAACGAAAAUUACAGAGAUUAUUAUGGGUGUUUCAAAUGAGACAGAAAGUGCUUUUGUCUUUGACCUCACUUGGGACGAUGCGAACUGGAUUCUGACGGCAAGUUUUAUAAUUUUUACGAUGCAAACAGGCUUUGGAAUGUUAGAGUCUGGCUGUGUCUCUGUCAAGAACGAAGCAAACAUUAUGAUGAAAAAUGUGGUUGAUGUCGUGUUUGGAGGUACUACAUACUGGUUGUUUGGCUUCUCGAUGUCGUUCGGAAAUGAUCCACCCUACUCGUCUCCGUUCCUUGGGUUUGGCGAAUAUGCAGUGGAUGCAGAUUUGAGCAUUAUGGGUCCUGUUUUUGCAUCCUUCAUGUUUCAACUCUCGUUUGCCACCACUGCUACAACAAUUGUAAGCGGAACAAUGGCAGAGCGAUGUAAUUUCAAGUCGUAUUGCGUCUUCUCAAUGUUGAACACCGUCGUCUAUUGUAUUCCCGCAAGAUGGGUGUGGGGACCAACGGGAUUUCUGCAUGACAUGGGUGCCAUUGAUAUCGCCGGUUCGGGUGCGGUCCAUUUAUUAGGUGGGGUUUCAGGCUAUGUUGCCGCCUACAUGCUGGGGCCAAGACUUGGAAGAUAUGAUCGAGGAACAGACCCUUUACCGCUGGGAAACCCUACAAGCUGCAUUGUGGGGUUAUACAUUUUAUGGUGGGGAUGGCUAGCUUUCAACAGUGGGAGUACGUUCGGAAUUAGUGGAGUAAAGUGGAAGUUUGCUGCCCGAGCUGCCACUUCAACAAUGAUUGCGUCAAUUGGUGGAGGUUUAACUGGGGCUGCAUGGACACUGGCAAAACCAGGAAAGAUUUUCUAUGUGAUGGACAUCGUCAACCCUGUAUUGGGUUCGCUCGUUGCAGUGACGGCAGGUUGUGCUUUGUUCCACACCUUUGACGCGUUCGUCGUGGGUAUCAUUGGAGGAACGACCGUGUUGUUAACAUCCGGUUUUGCGGAUUGGACAAGAGUCGAUGAUCCAGUCGGGGCCACACCAGUUCACGCAUUCGGUGGAUUUGUUGGCCUCAUUUGUGUGGCCCUGUUUGCUGAGGAUGACAAGGGAGCUGGCUUCUCUAAUGGGCGAGCUGGUCUCUUUCGUGGGGGUGGCACUUACUUGUUAAAAGUACAAUUGUUUGCCUCUCUUUGUAUCUCGGUCUGGGCAGCAGCAAUCACAUUCGUUCUAUUAUGGAUCACAAACAAGUUAAUUCCAAUUCGGAUGGAGCCCCAUGAGGAAUUACUCGGUGCCGACUUUGUAGAACAUUUAGUUCGCAGAAGAAAUGCCGGUAUCUCAGCUGCAUUAUCCGUUGUGGGAUCUCACCCAGAAAUUGUUCACGUGACUGACGCAGCAGCAACAAUUGGACAAACGAAUCCCAGGCAUGACCGCUUACUCAACAAGAUGCAAGAACUUAACCUCCGACGCUGGUCUCGGAUAAAACAUGCCACCACGGCCAUAAGCAUUUUUAAGCGAAAAGCUAAAAUCGCCAAUGUUGUCAAACAAUCAAACCAAACUGUUAAGGGAACCGGUGCAUUCAACUAUAUCGAUUAUCUCGGAGUGCCAGAUCCCGAUGGGUGGAUGGUGAACCCCAUUCUUUGCCGUUCUACGGGCCAUGAAUCGAUACAGUUUACAAAUGAGACUGGCACGAGAAAUGUCAACAGGAGGCUGCGAGUGUCACAACAAAAGUAUUAGGACGACGAUGAUACUUGUGUAUACGGACACUUGACGGAGACUUAAGUGUAUACUUUUACGUAUAACAGGAUCUAAGUCAGGAGCUAAGUAGCUUUGAGAGUUGGGAAAUAUUUCUAGACUUUUUCAUCAAUAUUUAUAAUAUUACAUGUAAUUUAUUGUGUACCAGAAUUGGGCCAAUGGGAAUAAACCACUGCAAAAUUGAA
Messenger RNA from Folsomia candida, 1930 nucleotides. Its product is annotated as putative ammonium transporter 2. Gene Ontology annotation, molecular function: ammonium channel activity. The record is from RefSeq and is a predicted model, not a curated record. Gene Ontology annotation, cellular component: membrane. Bases 45 to 1727 code for a protein of 560 amino acids. NCBI's taxonomy places the organism in Eukaryota, Metazoa, Arthropoda, Collembola, Entomobryomorpha, Isotomidae. The transcript has 11 exons. Gene Ontology annotation, biological process: ammonium homeostasis; ammonium transmembrane transport.